AUGAGCGUGGUCAAAGUCACCCCUCUGGAUGCCCGAACGACGCUACAGCAUGACAGCGAUGGCCAACCCAUGCUGUUGCACCUCCCAGUGGAUAUUCAACCUAGGUGGGAUUGUCAAUACCUCUUUGGGGUGUGCUGCUGCCGCACGCAGUGCUACGCCGAGGCGGGAAAGGUCCUCGAGGAGCUCCUCCGCAUUUCCACCCGGCUGCUGGAAAGCUCGGAGCACUGGCAAGGCCGAGGGAAGGUUGAGCAAGAGGUGGGGGAAUCCGGGUCGGUCCUGUCGUGUUGCCAGGUCAUUCAACAACGCCUUGCUGGGCUUCGGUACUGGCUGGGCAUCAGUACGAAGCACCGCUGUCUGGAUCACGCCCCCGGCUUCUUUAAACGCGCCGCCGAGGACAAUCCCUUUUUGUUCUGCGCCUUUGAGGAGUACAUAAAAACGGUGUUGAGACCUCAGGAAUCUUGUUUGACGGUAUUCUCUGUAGGACAGGGAGAGGCCUCCCAAGAGGUUAUGGAUGUGACCAUGCAGGAGCCAACUGAGGACCAAUCACAGCAGCGACGGACAAACAGGGGGGGGGGUAAAUUUGACAAGAACGAGUCGAGUACCCUGAAGAAAUUUUUGAUGCCGUUUGCCACUGUUACCUACCUCCUCGGCGUCUACAACUGUGCCGCCGCGCAACGGUACAUACAAGAUUUUCCACAAAAACUAGCCUCAGUUGAUACCUCCGCGUGGCUGCUUACACAGCAUGCUUUGGCCUUUUUUCAUGACGGCGACAUGCAAGUCAGCGCGAACAUCUUUCAGACACUGCUUAAAACGGCCCCAUGGCGUCUAAACGAUGCCGCAUUGGUGCUCUACAGUACGGCACUUUGGCAGCUUAAAGCUGAAAGCACCCUCGCGGCGCUUUCGCAAACACUUAUGGAACAACUACCAUUUUCGGCAAUAACGCUUUGCGUUGUUGCGAAUACCUAUAGUCUCGCCAAGGAACCCAGACAAGCUCUUGCGAUGCUGGAGCGUGCAAUCCUUAUGGACCCCCUUAUGGCAUAUGCCUAUAAUUUAUGUGGCUAUGAACUUCUCUAUAUGAAUCAAAAAAAUGAAGCUGCUGAAGCUUUCAAGAAUGCAAUUUAUCGAGAUCGCCACCUCUACGUCGCUUAUGCAGGAUUAGGCGAACAAUAUGCUCGGGACGGCAACAUUAUGUGGGCACGUGAGUAUUUUCAGAAAGCUAUUCUUAUCAAUCCGCUUCCGGCAGUGUUAAACCGUUAUGCCGCGACGUUUCAUCGCCAUAAUGCCGCGCAUGAGGAUCUUGAAAAAGCAUAUAAUUUAUACACGGAAGCAAUCGCGCGUCACCCUCGAAACUUGAUGGCACAGCAUCAACGCGCAGAUGUGCUGCUGCUUCUCAACAGAGCAGAAAAGGCAUAUGCACAGCUUUUAGAGCUGAUCCGGGCAUAUCCAAAUGAAGCAAUGCUUUAUAUAUCUUUGGCUAAGUGUGUGCAGUUAAUGGGAAUGCCCGAUAAAGCGGUUAUGUUUUAUCAGAAAGCAAUGACAAUAGAUUCGCGUCAGGAGGUCUAUGUUAAACGUUGCAUUGAAAACCUUGUAUCGGAGACAAGUGAUCAAGUGUGA
Phytomonas sp. Hart1 is the source of this 1614-nucleotide messenger RNA. The record is from the annotation of a GenBank genome assembly. Lineage: Eukaryota; Euglenozoa; Kinetoplastea; Trypanosomatida; Trypanosomatidae.